GAUUCACAGCCAGAGCAAAAAGUCUGUGUGUGAGGAGAGCAUCCAGCAUGAGAGCUGGGAGGCUGUGAGCCACGCUCCCACUCAGCCCCUGCGGGACCUCAUCGCACCUCAUCCCUCCUCUGUCUCCCAACCACCAGCGCGGACGCUGCCACAUGGACAUGGGCACUGCUGUGGGACUGCAGUCUGCUGGGAGGACAUGGACUCUGGGAUCUUGUGGCAUCUACCUGGGCAUCGCUGCCAUCACAUGGGGCAUGGUGUUGUGGGAGGAGGUGGGUGCCUGGAAGUACUACUACAGUGACCGAGGGGACUACACGUGGGACCAGGCCAGGAAUUACUGCCAGACCUUCUUUACCGACCUGGUGGCAAUUCAGAACAAGGAGGAGAUCGAGUACCUCAAUGAGAACCUGCCCCGCCAUGGGACCUACUACUGGAUUGGCAUCCGCAAGCUGGGAGGCAUCUGGACCUGGAUGGGCACCAGGAAGGUUCUGACAAAGGAGGCAGAGAACUGGGCAGUUGGGGAGCCCAACAACCGCCGCUCCAACCAGGACUGCGUGGAGAUCUACAUCAAGCGGAAGGAGCAGUCGGGCAAAUGGAAUGACGAGCCCUGCAGCCGGAAGAAAAAGGCGCUGUGUUACAAGGCCUCCUGCCAGCCCUCCUCAUGCAGCCAGCGUGGCGAGUGCGUGGAGACCAUUGGGAGCUACCGCUGCGAGUGCUACCCCGGCUUCCACGGCCCUGAGUGCCAGUAUGUUGUGCAGUGUGCUGAGCUGAAGCCCAAGGGAGCGCACAUGAACUGCAGCCAUCCCUACGGAAACUUCAGCUACAACUCCACCUGCAUGUUUGGGUGCCAGGAGGGGUUCAAGCAGCAAGGGAUGGGCACGCUGCAUUGCCUGCCUUCCCAGGAAUGGUCAGCAGACAUCCCCAUCUGCACAGCCAUCACCUGCCCGGUGCUCAGUGCUCCAGACCAGGGAGAGCUGAACUGCUCCCACCUUCACGGAGACUUCGCCUUUGGCUCCGUGUGUGCCUUCUCCUGCCAGACAGGGUUUGCACUCAUAGGGUCAGAGAGCCGCCACUGCACAGCCAUGGGGACAUGGACAGGGGAUGCCCCACGUUGUGAAGCCAUUGCCUGCCCAGUGCUUAGUGCUCCAGACUGGGGAGAGCUGAACUGCUCCCAUCUCCAUGGCAAUUUCACCUUUGGCUCCACGUGUGCCUUCUCCUGCCAGACGGGGUUUGUGCUGAUGGGGCCAGAGCGUCGGGAGUGCACGGCCAUGGGGACCUGGACUGGAGACAUCCCACACUGUGAAGCCGUCACCUGCCCUGUGCUCAAUGCACCAGACCAAGGAGAGUUGAACUGCUCCCAUCUCCAUGGGAACUUCACCUUUGGUUCUACAUGUGCCUUCUCCUGCCAGAAAGGGUCUGUGCUGAUGGGGCCAGACAUCUCUGAGUGCAUGGCCACAGGGACCUGGUCUGAAGACACUCCACGCUGUGAAGCUAUUGCCUGUCCAGUGCUCAAUGCUCCAGACUGGGGAGAGCUGAACUGCUCCCAUCUCCAUGGGAACUUCACCUUUGGCUCCACGUGUGUCUUCUCCUGCCAGAUGGGGUUUGUGCUGAAGGGGUCAGAGACCCGCAAAUGCAUGGCCACGGGGACCUGGACUGGGGACUCCCCACAGUGCAAAGCCAUCACCUGCCCAGUGCUCAGUGCUCCAGACCAGGGAGAGCUGAACUGCUCCCACGUCCAUGGAGACUUUGCCUUCAGCACCCUAUGUGCCUUCUCCUGCCAGAUGGGGUUUGCACUGAUUGGGUCAGAGAGGCGUGAGUGCAUGGCCACAGGGACAUGGACAGGGGAUGCAACACGAUGUGAAGCCACUGCCUGUCCAGUGCUCAGUGCUCCAGACCUGGGAGAGCUGAACUGCUCCCACCUUCACGGAGACUUCGCCUUUGGCUCCGUGUGUGCCUUCUCCUGCCAGACAGGGUUUACACUCAUGGGGUCAGAGAGCCGCCACUGCACAGCCAUGGGGACAUGGACAGGGGAUGCCCCACAUUGUGAAGCCAUUGCCUGCCCAGUGCUCAGUGCUCCAGACUGGGGAGAGCUGAACUGCUCCCAUCUCCAUGGCAAUUUCACCUUUGGCUCCACGUGUGCCUUCUCCUGCCAGACGGGGUUUGUGCUGAUGGGGCCAGAGCGUCGGGAGUGCACGGCCAUGGGGACCUGGACAGGGGAUACCCCACACUGUGAAGCCAUCAAAUGCUCAGCACUGACCACCCCCAAGAUGGGCCAGGCUUCCUGCUCCCACCCGCUUGGGGACUUCACCUUUGGCUCCACGUGUGCCUUCUCCUGCCAGAAAGGGUUUGUGCUGAUGGGGCCAGAAAGUCGCAAGUGCACAGCCAUGGGGACCUGGACUGGGGACACCCCACAAUGCAAAGCCAUCAGCUGCCCAGUGCUGGGCCCCCCCAGCAGAGGCCAGCUGAGCUGCUCUCACGUGCAUGGGAACUUCACCUACAACUCCACGUGCACCUUUUCCUGUGAGGAGGGGUUUGUUCGGAUGGGAGCAGAGGUGCUCUGGUGUGAGGCCACAGGGAACUGGACCAGGCAUCCUCCUGUCUGUGCAGAGGAUGGUGCCUUCUUAAAGCAAGUCCUGGCUUACAGCAGUGGUACAGCCCUGACGGUAGCUGGUCUUGUGCUCUCUGGGGGGCUCAUUGCCAUCCUUGCCAAGCGCCUCAGUGACAGAGAGGAGAAGAAGAAGCUCCUGAACCCCACCAGUGACCUAGGAUCACCAGGCAUCUUCACCAACACAGCGUAUGAUGCCAACCUGUGAGCCUGCCCAUGACUGAACCCAGUGCUGCAGGCCCAGCAGGAGCUGCUGCUGGGGCCCAGAGGGACUCCAUACCUGGAGCUGCAGCCUGGACCAGCGCUGCCUGUGGAGACUGGACCCACACUGUAUAUACCGCCAGGAGGGGAAGCUGCCUCCAGGAAACGUGGCUGGAGACCUGUCUAGGGCCAUGGGCCACUGUCUCACGUGGGCAGCCUGCUGCUCAACCCGUGGACCUUCCCUGUGAAUUUGGACAUUCCUCCUCGGCUGCCCCAGGGAUGGGCUUGUGUCAGCA
Chiroxiphia lanceolata (lance-tailed manakin) is the source of this 3099-nucleotide messenger RNA. RefSeq names its product P-selectin-like. Bases 153 to 2810 code for a protein of 885 amino acids. The record is from RefSeq and is a predicted model, not a curated record. Gene Ontology annotation, biological process: response to cytokine; heterophilic cell-cell adhesion; leukocyte tethering or rolling. Lineage: Eukaryota; Metazoa; Chordata; Aves; Passeriformes; Pipridae. Gene Ontology annotation, cellular component: membrane; external side of plasma membrane. Gene Ontology annotation, molecular function: calcium ion binding; oligosaccharide binding; sialic acid binding. The transcript is spliced from 18 exons.